GCCGCCGCCGUCAUAACCACCUCCUCCACCGCCGCCGUCAUAGCCACCUCCCCCACCGCCAUGGCUGUCUCCUCCUGAAUAGCCGUGGUCGCCGUGGCCAGUGUGGCCAGUGUGGCCAUCGUGACCUCCCCAGCCUCCAUAGUGGUUUCCAUGAUGGUGUCCAUGAGACCCAGAGUGGUUGUUAUCAUCGCCGCUGUAAGCCCCUCCGUAGGCCCAUGCUGCGCCAGCGGCCGCGUCGUUAUUCACUUGGGUGUAGUUUUUCCGGCGCUGAGACGCUUUGCUUUGGACAGCUGUCGUGUCGCCAGCAGGCUUGCGCAGAACAUUCGGCCGUUGUUCGCUCUCUCGGAUCUGGACUUCUCGGAACUGAGCCGCGGCUGAGGCAUUGCCGGCGUACUUGCGGCGCCGAACGGAUUGGAUCGGGCGGGGGCCGGACCCGUUUUCGCUCAUGGCGACAGGGGCUUUUUGUUUGCGGAAGAGGUUUGGGAGACACAUGGUGGAGUCUCUGUGGAGUUGUGCGCUCAGCUGAGCUGGAGGAUCGGGGGAUUACUUCAGAGGCGUAUGCGCUUAAGUUCCUGGACAAAGGAGGGAUUUGUGAUGGCUUCCCGCGGAGGUCUGUACGGUUUGGGAACGGAGAGUGGAUUGACGAUCAACGCGG
Molecule: messenger RNA, 655 nt
Organism: Ilyonectria robusta
Lineage: Eukaryota; Fungi; Ascomycota; Sordariomycetes; Hypocreales; Nectriaceae
Exons: 1
Coding region: 151-378 (75 amino acids)
Source: RefSeq, a predicted model, not a curated record